AUUUUAUAUAAAAUUAUGUUUGACUAAUUACACUAUCAGAUAUAUUUGCCAACUCAGUAUUAGUAACAGAGGCCUUCAUUGUACCAAAUCUCCGUUUUUUAGGCAAUAGACUAUCAUCAUGCACUUAUCUUUUCCUUCUUCUAGGCUAUAAAUAUAAAUAAAUAAGGUUUGUACACUUAUCGCAUCUUGACUUGAUCAGUAUAGAGAAGUAGGUCAGCCAAAACCGAUCAUACAGGUUGGUUCAUGGAUGCACACGAUCAUCUCGCGGUUGUGGAUGGAAGCAAGAUGACAUGGAACGUAAGGGUCCGUGUUACAAGAAUAUGGCCUUCGACAAUACCAAAUGGUGUCAUAGUCAGAUGGAACUUGCUCCUGUUAGAUUCAGAGAACACUCACGUGCAUGCAUCCACUACCCCUGAAAUAUGGAUUCAAUUCCAGAAUUUAAUCAAUGAAGGAGUUGUGUGCAUGGUUAGGAAUUUCAGUGUCAUACCUGCCAAUGGCAUUUUCCGACCUGUGCUUCACCCACGCCAAAUAGCAUUUACAGAGGCGACCCGAAUCAAUGUUAUUCCGGAAGAGGAAUUUACAAUUCAAAUGCACAGGUUUGAAAUUAUUCCACUGGAAGACUUGCAGGAACAUGUUGUUGAAGGAAAUCCAAAUUGGCUAAAUGAAUUCUCCAUAGAUGUAAUGGGAAUGGUGGAAGAUCUUGAACCAAUCCAGGAAUCCCAGACAAACCAUGGUCCAGUAGAAAUUAUAAAAUUCACAAUAUAUGAUGGAAGUGUUAGACACAAAGUGCAUAUAUCGGGACCCUUCAACCCUGACGCGUUAUCGUUGUAUGACGAUCAAUUUGCAAAUCCCAAGAUUGUCAUAAUGGCAAGCACAAGAAUUUCUGAGUUUAGAGGGACUAUUAAGAUAACUAAUCUUUCGUCCACCAAGAUUUAUGUGAACCUUGAAUGCCCGGAAGUGACAACGUUCAGACACUGGUUGAUCAAUGAUGGCUUCAUGGAGUUUUGGCCUAUCAUUUGAUCUGAAGAACUAGAUGCUAAGUACGACAUGGGAGCUAAUAAGAACUGGGUUGCUGUGAGGCAGAUUUGUGCCGCAUCAUUCCUUGAUUCAGAUUAUUGUUUUGGGUUUCAUCCUAGGAUUUUCUUUCUGUUAAAAAUGAAUUCUAUUCAUCCAGUUAGGCUUUGAUUUCAUAAGUUUCUUUUUAUCAGAUGACCUCAUUUGCUUUAUUAUUUCAUUAGACUAUGUCUGCUUUAUAAUUUUCAAAGAGCAUGAUUGCAUUUUUUAUUUGAGAUAUAUAGUCUGAAGGAUUUUUUAUAAAGCAAGAUGAUUUUGACAAUGUGAGUUGAAUUUCACUUAGAUUUUAUUCAUGUUUCUGGGGUAUAAUCAUGUACAUAUGUAUAUCUAAAAGUGGUACAUAUGUAUAUGAAGAAUGGAGAAUCAUUUUCAGCACUUGAAAUAGUUUCUGGAGACUCAAAAAUUUUCAGCACUUGAAAUAGUUUGGGAUCAGCGUGGAAGAAGAAAGUGCUCAGACCAUUGCCACAGUUCAAGAUGCAGCAGAUUUGAUUGAGAAGCUUUACAAGAAAAAAUAGUAAAGACGUUUAGAAUAAUUGUUUGUUCAUAGCUGUUAAGAACUGGAGCCACGUCUUUGUGUUUGUCAAGAAAAUUAUCAGAGAGGCUAUUUGAUAUGUAUUGCUCUGCUGUGUUCACGUAAGAGAAUAUUUUUGUCAAAAAGCAAUUUAGUAUCAGGCAAAUAUAUUGCCUUAUACUCCGUCUUACCCAUGGACUCUACUGAUGUUUUAUCGUGGUCGUCAUUUGUUGAUUUAAUUAUUUUUCGUAUUAGUAUAAAUUCCCAUAUGCUUCCAGUUUUACAAAAUAAAUCCAUAAUACAGCAAUUUUAUGAAUUAUUAAUUAUUUUAAAGGGAGCUCGCGAAGCGCGGGCAUAAUUCCCUAGUAUUCUUAAUGCAUGCUAGUGAAGGCCCCAAAAAUACUCCAAAUUUUACCCAUAUUUUUUGCCUGCUCCACCGACCCACCGACCCGUAAAUCCGUUAACCCAUCUGCCCAUCUCAGUUUUUUUCUCCCGGAUAAUUGAUCGUGCUUCCGUUACCUUAUCUCUCACGUCCUAAUUCAAAAUUUUGAAUUCCAGAUCUUGCAAAACCAUCUUCAAGCUUUAUGAUCAGCAAUCAUUCGCCAGGCAUGUGUGUUUCAAAGCAGGCAUAGUUUAUACCUGAUUCCUUAUCCACUAUUCGAAUUUCUCCAGUGUUCUCAUGUCUUCAAUCUCCUCUGCCUGUCCCCUGCUAAGAAUUGAACACACGUGUUUUCUGAAUUGCUCCGUGCUCCAUCUGCCUACACUCACGCGGGCUGUUACAUUCUCUCCCCCCAUUUAUUAUUCCAAAAUCACUUUCGAUCUCCAGGAUAUCAGAGAUCAAGUACCGGGGAAGACAGGCUGCACUGGAUCAGUUAUGGUUGUGUUCGUUUCUGCAUAGCCAACGACGGACAAGCCACCCUCUCCACCACGUAUUCCUCCCCCGUCGACAACCACAUAUUUCAUGUCUCUGUGGUCCAAGUCAUGUUGUUAAAGAAAAUAACACGAUCCCCGUUGAAGGUGUAAUCAUCCCUGUCACCAGCCAAUCGGCAUUUGAAAGCACAUGGAGUUGAACCGAUACACAUCCUGAUGGAUCAUACAUAUACAAGAUUAUUGACGAGCCUCUUCAAUUGAUGUCAGUGGAAGCGGCAUUUUUGUAUCCGGGAUCACAUAGAUUGAUCCCGCAACGACCACUGGCCAAGCUACAAUGGACAUGAUAGGAAACUCCAAAAGAAGACGUGGUCCAAAUGUCAAUAUAACAUAGUUGUUCCUUUGCUAGACGGGUUUUGAACCAGGUUUACAUCCAUUUGGCUCCUGGGUUACUGAAUCUGAACUGCACGUAUAAGCAUUAAUUCACGGAUUUUUUGUACGGACACUGCAGGUGGAGAUCAAUCUAAACUACAAUCCACUCACCCACGAUUUCUGUUGAUUUCAUUACCAAGAAAUUUGAGAAAGGCUAGGGACUCUGGAGAGCUUGAAGAUAUUGUUAUAAAAGUUGAGCUUGCAUGGUCAUUUUACUGGAUAGAUAAAAAAGAUCCCCCAUAUGACUUGAUUUUUUGAGGAUAGUGAAUUACAAAUCCAGCUAUGAAGAGUCGGAAACAUGGACCAAAAAUCGAAAAGUUGUAUGGUCGCUCUCCUUUCACUCCCAUUGAUGUAAAUAACAUGACUCACCUGUGCCGAAAAUCACCACCAGGCGCAUCUAAUUGCAACAUGUCAGCAAAAUCUAAUAUCACAUUCCAACUCCCUCCCACGCAAGUUCACAAAAGGAAUAACAGUCAAGCAAAUGAUCUACGUUCAGAGAUGUGCUAUAUAAUGGAAGACUUUCAUAAUGCAGAUAAUGAGUGUAAUAAUAAGACGUCCAAAAGCCAAGCACCGACUUCUUCUCUGUGUUGCAAGAACAGAAAUGUUAAGCUUCCAAAAGAACCUCAGCCACCUGAACCACUAGCGUCUUUGUUGACAGGUGGUUUUAAGUCCAAGCAUUGGGUGGUACAUCCGAUGUUAUAGAUCCUGACAUUGUACGAUCUCUGUUGGCUAUGUUGGACCAAAAUAAUAAAUUGGUUGAAUCAUUUCGUAUGCAAGAGAUUGUAUCCAGAGUAAUGAACUUGAUGAGUCUAAGUUGGUUUUGAUAUCUUCUUAGCCGUCGAGUGGUCGAAAAAACCAUGUUACUCAAUCGGAUGAAGUGGCUGCUUUUAUUGUUUCUGAUGAUGCUAAUACUACUGGCAUUAGAGAUACAAUUUUUCACUCCAAAUUAAAUGGUCUGGAAAGGAUAUAUGAAACUGAUCCUUAUUUCAUGCGGUUGCAAUACCCUUUGUUAUUUCCCUUUGGGAAUGAAGGAUUUCACCUGCAUAUUCCUCUUCAGAAUCUGAAGAAACCAAAGAAGGGAGCUGAACAUGAUGAUGUUGAUGCUUGCGAGCCUAACCACAGGGAGACAGUCUCUCAUAAAGAGUACUAUUCCUACAAGAUCAUGAUUCUUGCCUCAGAAGGUAAAUAACAAAAAAUAAAUCUAAAAAGUUCAAUAUAAAUUAAUUUUUAUAUAUCUGCAGAGGCCUCCAAAAUAAUUUUUUCACCGACUAAAGUUGAAUGCUUGAAUGGAGUUCAUAUUAAAAUGGUAGCAUUGGGCUGUGAUCACUCAGUUGCUGUUACAGGUUUGCUAUCCUUUUUCAUCUAUUUGCCCUACUAUUAUAUACGAGCACAUUUAACCCAUGUUCAGCAUGGGCAGAGUAUGGCUUUAUCUAAAUGCUGUAUGCACUAAUCUGAAGUUUGUAUUAUUAUUUUUACCUGCAUCAUAGGUGUAAAACAUUUUUCUAUAAUGUGAGAACAAAAGAGACAGUUUCUAUUAGUCUAGCAGAUUAAAAUUUGUGCAACUUGCAGUUUGUCACCUCUUAAUUAAUAUUACCCCCCCCCCCCCCCCACAACACACACACACACACACACACACACACAAAAAAAAACACUUCUGACCAGAUAACUCAGAAACUGUACACAUUGAGCACUGUCUUCUGAAGUGCAAAAAGCAAAUGGAAAUAAUUUAAACAAACAUGUAGCUAAGGUAAUCACAUAAUUACUCACCUUCUUGAUUAUAAUCAUCAAUCAUUAUGUAGUAGGAGAUAUUAUUCUUUCAGUUCUUUAUUAAGCUUUUCAGAGGUCAGUCGAUCUCUAUUCAGUACAUAGCUUUUUCAUUAUUGUUCGUGGCAUAUUCUAGGAGUUUCACAUCAGAAGCUAUUACUGUAUCAGCAUCCCUGCUGAGUAGGUGACCAUCGAUGAGUUAACACCUGCUCAUAUUAUGAAGUAAUUAAUUAUUGAAAAAUAUGUUCAAAUUCGUUGAGAGUGCAAUUUAGUCAAUUGAAUAUUUAGUGGAUUUCUAUCGAACUGAACAACCUGGCAUUAUUGCAAUCUUGGGAGGAUAAGGUUCCUGGUGAGUGGUGUCCUGCUUUCUACAUUGGGGUUGUGUAAUAAAAUCCAGUAAAUUACUGUAGUUUGAUGCAGUUCUCUCGAAUAUUUUUUAGGGAACAAACACUGCACACACACACCUGUUUAAAAGCUUUGAAUCACUUUGUCAGGUAAGUUUAAGCAAAUAAUAUGCCAGACAGGUGCUUUCUUCAUUAUUUUAUACAUGGUUAACUACGACGGACUGAACUGUCAGAGCUUUGUAUUUUUUGCUAAUAAUACUGGCUUGCUCCGUAAAUACAAGUUUCUUUGACUAAUCCCACCAAGUUGAUCAUCUGUAAGAUGCAUAUAGAUUAUAUUAUAAAAUUGGUAACUAAUAAGUAUCAGAUAUUGAAGGUCGUUAUUACUGCGAUCCCGAGAUUGUCAAGUGUCUACUUGCUAUUUGAAGAUACACAGAUUCGUACCAUAUCUUCUUAGUCGUCGAGUGGUCGAAAAAAUCAUGUUACUCAAUCGUCGGAAGUAGCUGCUUUUAUUGUUUAUGAUGAUGCUGAUACUACUGGCAUUAGAGAUACAAUUAUUCAAUCCAAAAUAAAUGGUCUGCAAAGGAUAUUUGAAACUGAUCCUUAUUUCAUGCAGUUGCAAUACCCUUUUAAAUUUCCCCUUGGGAAUGUAGGAUUCCAUCUGCAUAUUCCUCUUCAGAGUCCGAAGAAACCAAAGAAGGGAGCUGAGCAUGAUGAUGUUGAUGCUUGCGAGCCUAAACACAGGGAGACAGUCUCUCAUAAAGAGUACUAUUCCUACAAAAUCAUGAUUCGUGCCUCGGAAGUCUUACCCUUCACCUUGCUGCACGUUUGGGUGGAUGCUUUCACCGCAAUGGAGCAGUAUAGAUUGGAUUGGGUAUCUAGGCAUCUAAAUACUAUACGUGCUGAUCUUUACCAUUCUGUUCGCGUUGCCUUGCGGAAGGGUGAUCAUGAUCCAACUCAUGUUGGCAAAGCUGUAAUUCUUCCUGCAUCAUUUAUUGGAUCUCAACGUUAUAUGCAACAAUAUUACAAUACUUUAAGGAUUCACUUGCAAUUGCAAUAUGUCAGGGCAAUAGGUCAUAUCAUGACAUGUAACACUAAAUGGCCAAAGAUCAACAGGAUGCUGAGUAUGUUACAUAUUUCUGAUGUGUUUGACAAGAACUCGAUAUAAUUAUUCUUUCCAAUAUAUCUAUAUGUGAUAUGAUUUGUUGUGUUUA
Daucus carota subsp. sativus is the source of this 6203-nucleotide messenger RNA. RefSeq lists its product as hypothetical. The transcript has 18 exons. The record is from RefSeq and is a predicted model, not a curated record. NCBI's taxonomy places the organism in Eukaryota, Viridiplantae, Streptophyta, Magnoliopsida, Apiales, Apiaceae. Bases 244 to 1020 code for a protein of 258 amino acids.